Toxotes jaculatrix (banded archerfish) is the source of this 489-nucleotide messenger RNA. RefSeq lists its product as uncharacterized. The transcript is spliced from 3 exons. The coding region runs from base 1 to 489 and encodes 162 amino acids. NCBI's taxonomy places the organism in Eukaryota, Metazoa, Chordata, Actinopteri, Toxotidae. The record is from RefSeq and is a predicted model, not a curated record.
AUGUCCGACCUGGUUCAGACCACCUCUGACAGCCUGUGCAAACUCGUCCGCUGGGCUCACAGCCACGGCACCAUCUGCAACCUCAUCCCCAGCCUGCAGCACCUCGCCAGGAGCUCUUUUGUUAACGUAUUGACGCCAGAACCUGGUCCCCAUGGAAGCACGGUCCCUGUAGCCGUUUGGGGCUGUGGUGCCGGACACGCCUACCACUGGCCCCUCAGUGACCAUAGCAACAGCUGUGGAGGCUCGGCGCAUACCAGCCAGGGACAGGAGAAGUUUGUUGCAGGGCGUCCGUCCAAUAAGGUGGCAGUGAGGACGUCAUGUGACCUCUCCUGCAGCGAAGCCGCAUCAGAGGUGGAGGAGUUCAGCAGCCAGCUGUUUGACAUUGCUGGAUGUGACUCUUCAGCCACAGACGAGGAUGCGGACUACGAGCCCCGCCCAUCCAGAAAAAGAGGCGGUGCGCCAGGAGCAGUGGCGGGGAAGAAGGGCUAG